Phalacrocorax carbo (great cormorant) is the source of this 6041-nucleotide messenger RNA. NCBI's taxonomy places the organism in Eukaryota, Metazoa, Chordata, Aves, Suliformes, Phalacrocoracidae. The record is from RefSeq and is a predicted model, not a curated record.
CGGGGUCGGUGCAGGACUUGGCUGGGUACCCUGGCGUGGGGUGCGCGCUUCGGGGGCGCGCUUUGGAGGAGGAGGAGGCCCCGGCAGGAGGCAGGGCCAGCUGAGCUCCCGCAGCCCAGCCAAGAGGCUGAGCCCUGGCUUGGCUGAAGGGGCUGGGAUUUGCUGGCUUGUCCCUUUUUUUUUUUUUUAAUUUUUUUUUUCUCCUCCCCUGCUUCCUUCCCUUCUUCCGCUUUCUUCUCCCUCUUCCCAGCCCUCUCCUGAUGCUGCUCCGGGGGGCACAUGGAGGGGGGCUGUCCUGCUAAGACACGGUGGGCGCCACAGGCCCCCAAGCAGCACGGUCAAGCUCCUGCCCCACCAGAGUGCCCCAAGGCCACCCGCAGCCCCCACACCAUCCUGGAGAGCAAGGUGAAGGCGCUGAAGGAGAAGCAGGGGGCCAGCCGGCCGGACACCCCCGUGGCUGCCCCCGAGCGGUCCUCGCCCAAGAAGCCCCGGCCGCGGCGGGGGAAGCCAGCGAUGGAUGUGGCAGCGGUGGAGCCACGGGCCCAGCUCCGCACCUACCUGACGGAUGGGCUGCUGGACGGCGGGGACCCUGCGGCCGGCAGCCCCCCGGCACCCCGCACCGGCACCCCGGGACUCUGGCGGGUGCCAGCACCCAGGGAAGAUGUGCCAGGAGGCACCGAGCACCCCUGGGACAAGGUUGGCAGGACUCAGGGCUCUGCUUCCUCCCAUGAGACACCCCCUGUGGAAGAAGAGGCACGAACCGCGCCGCGGGACCAGGGGGGUCCCUCUGCAUCUCCUACCACAGUGGAGGGCUGGGAGAGGCUCUCGCUGGCCGAGCGGGUGGAGAGGAACCGGCGGCUGCUGCAGGAGGUGCUGGGCCUCGCUGCGGCCGAGGUGCCGGUGAGCGACGGGGACUGGGACUCGGGGGUCUCACUGCAGGAUGCCGAGGGCUGCAGGGCCUUUGUCCCCGGGCGGGAGCUUGAGCUGAGCCCGCGGCACGAGCAAGCCAAGCAGCUGCUACAGCGCGCCCGCAUGAAGGCUCGGACGAACCCGCUGCGUGCCAGCCACGACAUCCUCCUCCUCCCCACUGCUGCGGCCCCGUGCCCCAGGGAGCCCAGUGGGAGGCUGAUCAUCACCCCACGGGACGGUGGGAGCCUGAGCGACUCAUCGAGUGGGGAGUCGAGCUGUGGGCAGCCACGGCGGCCUCGGGGACCCUCCCCGUCCCGCGUCCGCUUCGAGGAUGAGUCGGCCCGCGACGCCGAGGUGCGGUACCUGGAGCGGCUGCAGCUGCGGCACCGGCGGGCGCUGGGCUCGGUGCAAUCCUUGCCGGAGCCAGCUGGCAGUGGGCAGUUGGGGGACAGGGCCAGCCGGCCCAAAUCCCGGAGCGGUGACCUCAUGGCUGGGGGCAAGUGCAGUGCCUGUGGCUCUUUCCUUGGUGCCACCGCUGGCCGGGGCACAGACACACCAGCAGCCACUGACGUGGCCGAAAGCAGCCCCGAGGCACAAGGAAGCAUCCCGGGGGAUAGUGGGGGGAUGAGUGCUGCCUGGUCGGAGCCCAAAACUAGGGUUCUUGGCCCCCGGGGGUCCCCGCUGUGGAUCCUUCCCUCACGACAGCGCAUCCACACCGAGAAGAUCAAGGAGACGUACAUUGGGGAUGUCACCUACAUUGAUGAGGUGGACUCAGCCCUGGAGAGCACCGACACCUCCGAUGGCUGCCGGACAGACAGCGAGGAGGCAGGACCCCGCAGCCCCCACCCACGGGAGCACCGGGACCCCUGGGCUCAUGGGCACAGGGCCCCCCGUGCCACCCCGCAGCUGGAGGCGAGGGCUGGGAAGAAGAUAUGUGCGGUCAGCGGUGACCCCCCCACAGGGGACCGGGGCUCGGGUGGCACCACAAGCCAGCCAGGGGCUGGUUGCCCCCCGCUGCCAAGGAGAGCCAGCAGCCAGGAGGAGGAGGACCCCCACCGGCACCUGGGGGCCAGCAAGGGGGUGGGAAAUGCCACUCAUCCUCCACAGCAGCCCAGUGAGCCCCCCGACCCCUCCUUGCAGCCAGGGACUGGCACUCCAAGGCUGGGCACCCACCGCCCUGCUCCCCCACCCCCCAAAAAGGCCUGCUCCCAGGCGCCUUGCAGGAAAGCCCUCCUUUCUGGUGGCAGCUGCCGGGCAUCGAGACAAGGAACCUGGGGCCUGGAGCCCAAUGGUGGGAGUGCUGUGCCCCCCCAGCCUGGGGGCACGGCCGGACAGGCGGAGCAGCAGGGUCCCUGCAGCCCCAGGUGGCUCCCAGGCAGUCCCCUCCGUGCCUUGUCCACCAACAACUGCAACAACACCCACGGGCAGGACCCCCUGGGUACGGGCAGAGGGGCACCGUCGCAGCCCGACACCGGCCCAGCUGCGCCCAUGCCCCAGAAGGCUGCUCAUCCACCUGGGAAAGCUGCCGGGACACCCGGGGCGCAGCAGCAGCGGCACCCAGCCGGGAGCGCAGCACACGGGGAGCCGGGGCGGCUGGUGAGCCGCAAGGGCAGCAGCACUUCAGCAUCGGGGCUGAAGAAGCUCCUGUGCAGCCUGAGCCAAAGCACCAAGCAGCGCCUGGGCCGCUUCCGCUGCUAUAGCAUGGAGCAGCUCCCGGCCCCCAGCGGCACCCCAACAGAUGGCCCAGGCAUGAAGAAGUCACCCUCCCUGCAGUCCCUGCAGCUGGUGUCACAGUCACCCUUCUGCCAGCCCCAAAAAGCUGCCUCCGUCCAGAGCCUGCACCCCCUCCUAGGCAAGGCACCCCGUGCCAGCGCCUACCUCCUCCCCCAGACCACGGCUGGCAGGAAGGGGGGUUUGGGGCCACGGCGCUCACUGAGCGUGGAAGACAUUGGGGCACCUGGCCGGCUGCGCGCGGUGGGGCGCGUGGUGGAGGUCUUCCCCGACGGCACCAGCCAGCUGGAGCUGCAGCGACCGCCCCAUGGCGCCUUCGGGUUUUGUGUCACCUCUGGGCAUGGCCGGCCCGACACAGGUGUCUAUGUGCAGGAGAUGGCAGACGCCGGCACGGCCAAGCUGUACGCGGGGCUCCUAGGCGUGGGGGAUGAGAUCCUGCAGGUCAACGGGGCAGCUGUCUCGGGGCUGGGGCUGGCCCGCAUCCGUGAGCUGCUGCUCCAAGCGGACACCCUGUCCCUCCGUGUGCUCAGGCACCGCCCGGCGCCCCGGUAGCCCUGGCACAGCUCCUGGGAAGCCCGGUGGGAGGAGGCCAGUGUCCCGCGGACACCCCGGGAUGCUGCUGGACGGCACGGCGUGGACCAAGCUGCCCCACGGCGCCAGGACCUGCCCUGUUCCGGUGCAAUAGUUGGGUCCCCGCUGCGGUGGGGGCAGGCGGAUUUCCUGGCUCCCUGGGAGGCAGAGCGGGACCAAGGACCCCCCCCCAGCCACUACCCGGUGUGUCCAGGAGGUGCCCCAAGUGGGGGGACAGCCCAGCCCUGCUACUGAGCCAGGGUGGGACUGUCCUGCUGGGUACUGGGGAGGCCAGAGUGGGGACACCCCACCCCUGCAUCCCCAGGAGAUAUGGGGUUCCCUGCCACUGCCAGAAACCUGUGCCUGUGGGCUGGUGUGUUUCUUUUAAAUUAUUUCAAACUGGAAAAAAAAAAAGUAAUCAUGGUGUCCUUGGCUUGCAGGUGGCACGGCGGGGCUAGGAGGUGACACUUGGCCAGGUGGACAGGGCGUGCUCCAGCCCCACGGCUGUGGGGCUGCUGGUGGAUGCGGGAGCCAGGGGUGGGUCUGGGUGCUGCCAUGUGGGGCUGAGCCCCCCCCAGGGCCAGUGUAACCACGGCAUGCAGCUCAUCCAGGGCGCUGAACGUGUCCUGGCUGCGGGGUGGCAGGGGGUGGCACAGCACAUCAGCCCAGGACAGGCAGAGCUGGGGGGCUGUCAGCUGAGGGCAGGAGCUCUCUGGGGCCCGAGUACCUGUUAUGGGCUGUGGAGGGGGGAAACGGAGACAGGGCAGGAGGGGAUCCCCAGGGGACAGUGCUCCCUGGAAGGCUGUGCUGGGGUCUCCCUGUUGCCACCCCCCAGGCAGCCUGGUCUUUUUUUGGGGGAGGGAGGGGUGUGCGUCUGGAUGGGCUCGGGGCCUUUGCUGCCUGGUUUCCCAGGCCCAGUCACUCUAACAGCCACCUCCUGAGCGUGUUGUGGUGCUGGGGGGCCCUGGGAAGGCAGCUGGGGGGCUCAGCCACCCACGGCACUCCUCAAAGAGCAGAACAGCCCCCUCCCCCUGCUCAGAUGAGCAGCAUAGUGGGCUGGGGGGAGCACAGGGUGACGGGGCUGCUCUCUUCCUGCAAGCACUGCUGGGACAGCAGCGGGGAUGCACCUGCAAGUAUCCACAACUAAUCACAGAGGGGUCUGCGCUCCUGCUGCUCGUUUUGGGGUUUUAUUUUUUCCAGCCACAGAAGGAGAAACUCAUGCCGUGGCUGCAGCGGCUGCGCAGGGACAAGCCUCUCCCGCAGGCGCCAAGACUGGCACGCGGAGGAGGCACAGCAGCGAUGGCUGCCCUCUGCAUGGCUGUGUCCCUGCAUCUGGGCAGCAGCUGCUGGGCAUAAGCUGCUGCUUAUGCCCUAAAAGCCAUGAGGGUGAUGCCCAGCAGAUGCUGGUGGGAGCUUUUCCUGGGGCCAGAGACCUCCCCAUUUGUCCCCAAACAAGGGUCACUGUGCGGCCGAGCAUUGAUCCCCGCUGCUGCCCAGCGUGGUGCAGCAGCAAUGCAUUUAUUUAGUUAAAGGGAGGGGCACCACCAACAACAGAAAGAGCAAAUGUACACAGGAAAAGGACCGAAGACAGUUUGGUGGCUUGCAGUGAUGCCAGCAGCUGGGCCACCCUCCGGCAGCACACGGGACUAACGAAGGAGCGGUCCCGCACCGAGCACUGGGAGACAUUCCUGGAGGAUGCACAACCACACUGAAAAUAACGUGGGGGUCAGAGGUGUGUAAAUACCGGCCAACGGCGAGCCCCGCUCCCUGGUUGAACUUGUGCUCCGAGGAACCUGCUCUUGGAGAGGUAUUAAGCCCAAGGAGCUGGGCAGACGCUGUGACAACCAGCUUGGAAAGGAGACACCCCGUAUUUCUUGCAGCAUAACCAAAAGAAACGAGGUGCUCUGCAAGGAUAAAGAGCAACUGCUGAAAUAAUUAGUGCAGGUUGGCGCUAAGGGCACACGUGUGUUAAUGCCAUGAGCACCCGCCCAGGCGUGGCAGGGCAGCUCGGGAUCACACCCACCCCCCCACCCCCCAAGUCCGGCGCCUGGCUGCGGAAGGCACGGUGCUGUCAGUGCCUGCGGGAGGGGUCACACAAACCUGGUGGGGAGGGAUGUUCAGUCCGGGCUAAGCGUCCCGGAGGUAAAGCUCUCUGGUGGCGAGCUUCCCGCUUGGGGAGGAUGAUUUUCAGGGGCGAUUUGCAAUUUCAGCAGAAGUUCUGGCGUCAACACCAAUUAAAUUCCUCCCCCAGCCCCAUCUGAGACCCAUAUGGGAGGCGCAGGCCAGCCCGUCCCAAGUCUUUUAGUGUUUGCAACUUAAAUAUGGGCGCAGACUUUAGUAAGAAAUUGUUUUUGCUUUCCUGAAGAGUCACCCCAUGUCCUGCAAUUGGUGUUUGCAGCACGAAGCCCCUGCCUGCGUUUCUCCCCAGUGAUACUGCCAGGGUGCGCUUUCUUCACCGUGUUUUGGUAUCGACCACCUGGCUAACUCCUAACUCGCCAUACGAGGGAGACAACUAGGCUGACACUGCUGAAAGGACGCGAGUGACAAACAAAGGUAACAAAGGACUGGGAAGUAAUACAGAAGUGAUCGAGCUUGGAAUCUCCUGCCUUUUGGUUGCUUACAACGGAGGUGUCCAAAAAAUAGUGUUUGGGAAAAAUUAAGACAUCCUAUUUACAAGUUCGUAUGCACUUAAAAUACAUAAUUGAGCCCCAUUCCUCUGAAAAUGUGUGUCAUGCGCCCGCAGAGAGAAUGUGGCUUUAACGGUCAUCAAAAGAAAGCUUUAAAGUAUUUUUUUUCCUUAAAAAAAAUAAGUUAUUUUAGGCCUGACAAAU